Molecule: messenger RNA, 558 nt
Organism: Macrosiphum euphorbiae (potato aphid)
Lineage: Eukaryota; Metazoa; Arthropoda; Insecta; Hemiptera; Aphididae
Source: the annotation of a GenBank genome assembly
AUGGCCGCUAAGCUUUCAUACUGCCGCGUCGUCGCGGUUUUCUUCCUGGCCGUGUGCGCCGUAGCCUCUGCGUCUCCGUUCCAGCUGCACGAUGACGAGUACCCCCGGCAGCAGGAGCACUACGACUCGUCGACCGCGGAGCACAGCGAGGCUGUGGGUGACAGCUCUCACAAGCCAGGGUCGACGUAUCACUUUCAGUACGCGGUGCACGACCCGCUGACCGGCGACGAGAAGAGCCAGAAUGAGGUGGGUGACGGCCAUGGGUCGGUCAAGGGCACAUACAGCCUGGUCGAACCGGACGGCUCCACCCGGGUGGUCGAGUACACUGCCGACGACGAGCACGGUUUCAGGGCCGAGGUGAAGAGGAUCGAACCGGUGCACCGUCAACAACAUGACCCGUCGCCGUCCGUCGCCGACCCGUCGUACAAGUUCGACUUUGCCGCCGAACACUCAGCCGCAGCCCCGGUUGACUACGAACUGCAAAAGUCGCUGCACUACAACUACCCUUUGCAGGAACACCAACCCGAACUCCACCAAUUGUCGUCAUCGCACCUUUAA